This is a messenger RNA of Hepatospora eriocheir, 243 nucleotides long. NCBI's taxonomy places the organism in Eukaryota, Fungi, Microsporidia, Hepatosporidae. The record is from the annotation of a GenBank genome assembly.
AUGAAACAAUCAUUUUUUAUAAAAAGUAAAAACAACUCAGAAGAAGAGUGUUAUACUGUCACGCGGGGUGACAUAAAGUUUUUAUAUAAAGGAACUGAACAUGAUAUUUUUUCUGGAUAUAUCAAGUCUCUUGAGAAGGGUGGGCUUCUUGAAGAUGGGAGGAAUGUUGUUGGUAGUGUUAUUAUUAUAAUAAUAACGAUAGCUGUCAAUCUGAAACAAAAGGAGUUUCAGAUAUUUAAAUAA